GCGCAGGGCCCAGUUCUGCAGGGCCAGGGGUCCCGGCUCCCAAGAGCCCCCGCGCGCGGUGCAGGCUGGGGGAACAUGGCCGCUUCCGGUCUCGCACUGUGGCUGGCGCUAGGCUGACCACGGCCGAGGUCCUGUGCGCUCCUCCCUGUGCAUCUCUCACCCGCGGCCGCAGAAGGUGCAGCGGCCUCCUGUUCUCGCGCCAUGGAGAAGAGCUCUAGCUGCGAGAGUCUCGGCGCUCAGCCCCCGGCGGCACGGCCACCUAGCGAGGACUCACUGUCCAGUUAAUGUGUUAAGAGCCAUUGACAUUUGAAGAUCAUCAGAAGUGAAGAUAAAAGAUCUCAAAAAUUAUAAUUGCUUCUACUUCUCAUUCAGAGAACUCGGUGCACACCAAGUCAGCUUCUGCUGUGUCUUCAGAUUCCAUUUCAACUUCUGCAGACAACUUUUCUCCUGAUUUGAGGGUCCUGAGGGAGUCAAACAAAUUAGCAGAAAUGGAGGAACCAAGCCUGCUUCCAGGAGAAAACAUUAAAGACAUGGCCAAAGAUGUGACUUACAUAUGUCCCUUCACUGGUGCCGUACGGGGAACGCUGACUGUCACAAAUUACAGAUUAUAUUUUAAGAGCAUGGAACGGGACCCCCCUUUUGUUCUAGAUGCUUCUCUUGGAGUGAUAAGUAGAGUAGAAAAAAUUGGCGGUGCAUCUAGCCGAGGUGAAAACUCUUAUGGCCUGGAGACUGUGUGCAAGGAUAUCAGGAAUUUACGAUUUGCUCAUAAACCAGAGGGGCGAACAAGAAGAUCCAUAUUUGAGAAUCUAAUGAAAUAUGCAUUUCCAGUAUCUAAUGGCUUGCCUCUUUUUGCUUUUGAGUAUAAAGAAGUAUUUCCUGACAAUGGGUGGAGACUGUAUGACCCCCUUCUAGAGUAUAGAAGGCAGGGAAUUCCAAACGAAAGCUGGAGAAUAACAAAGAUAAAUGAACGCUAUGAACUUUGUGACACAUAUCCUGCCCUCUUGGUUGUGCCAGCAAACAUUCCUGAUGAGGAGCUAAAGAGAGUGGCAUCUUUCAGGUCACGGGGUCGAAUCCCAGUUUUAUCCUGGAUUCAUCCUGAGAGUCAAGCCACAGUCACCCGCUGCAGCCAGCCCAUGGUGGGGGUGAGCGGGAAGCGCAGCAGAGAGGACGAGAAAUACCUUCAGGCCAUCAUGGACUCCAACGCCCAGUCACACAAAAUAUUUAUAUUUGAUGCUCGGCCAAGUGUCAAUGCUGUUGCCAAUAAGGCAAAGGGAGGAGGUUAUGAAAGUGAAGAUGCCUAUCAAAAUGCAGAACUCGUUUUUCUGGAUAUUCACAAUAUUCAUGUUAUGCGAGAGUCAUUACGGAAGCUUAAGGAGAUUGUGUACCCCAACAUUGAGGAAACUCACUGGUUGUCUAAUUUGGAAUCUACGCACUGGCUGGAACACAUUAAGCUCAUCCUUGCUGGUGCUCUUAGGAUUGCUGACAAGGUGGAGUCAGGGAAGACGUCUGUGGUGGUGCACUGCAGUGAUGGCUGGGAUCGUACAGCUCAGCUCACUUCCCUGGCCAUGCUCAUGUUGGACGGAUACUAUCGAACCAUCCGAGGAUUUGAAGUCCUCGUGGAAAAAGAGUGGCUAAGCUUUGGACAUCGCUUUCAACUGAGAGUUGGCCAUGGAGAUAAGAACCAUGCAGAUGCAGACAGAUCCCCUGUCUUCCUUCAGUUUAUCGACUGUGUCUGGCAGAUGACAAGACAGUUCCCUACUGCGUUUGAAUUCAACGAAUAUUUCCUUAUUACUAUCCUGGACCACUUGUACAGCUGUUUAUUUGGGACCUUCCUCUGUAACAGUGAACAGCAGAGGGGGAAAGAGAAUCUUCCUAAGAGGACAGUGUCAUUGUGGUCCUACAUAAACAGCCAGCUGGAAGAUUUCACUAAUCCUCUUUAUGGGAGCUACUCCAACCAUGUCCUUUACCCAGUGGCCAGCAUGCGCCACCUAGAACUCUGGGUAGGCUAUUACAUAAGGUGGAACCCCCGGAUGAAACCACAGGAACCUAUCCACAACAGAUACAAAGAACUUCUUGCCAAAAGAGCAGAGCUUCAGAGAAAAGUAGAAGAACUUCAGAGAGAAAUUUCCAAUCGCUCAACCUCCUCUUCAGAGAGAGCCAGCUCUCCUGCACAGUGUGUGACUCCUGUCCAAACUGUUGUAUGAAAGGACUAUUAGGCCAGGGGCAUCGUUGCCAGGAAUUCAACAUUACAGCACCUUAGCAGGCUUAGGGUAGAAAGCCUUCUGUGUUUUAAACCCAUCUAUGGGAGAAACCUUCAAAUGCUGUAUUUAUUUCAAGUCUCUCUUAGAUGAGUUUAGAAACGUCCGGUGCAGGUGACAAUGGAAAUCAUUUCAUUUGUAAUUAAAGUAUGACACUAAUCUUAAGUCACCCAAAGAAUACUAAAGUACUGGAAUCCUGUAUCCACCAUGGGAACAAGUUUUUAAUGUCUUAAAAAACUGAGCACCUGUUCUUAUACCCAAGAGCAUAUGUGCUGGGCCUUGUUGGACAUGUCAGAUCAAAAUCACCCUUUUCAAAUUUCCUAAUUUUUGUGGUAUUUAAUAUAGAAAUUAUUAUGGCGUAUCAGUAGUUAUAAACAGCAGUUACUAAAGGAUGAUGCCUUAUAUGUGUGCUUGGGGGAGGGGAGGUGAAGGGACAAAGCAGUAGCUGUUAUCCAGGAAUUCAAAGAGCAUUCCAUUUGUAUGCUUAUCGCUAACAUCAAGACAUUUUAGAAACCAUUACACCACUUUAUCUUAAUGCUAAUUGGCAAGUUUUAAGACAGUAUUUUAAAACCUUAAAAGUCUGACUUUAGUGCUAUGUUUAAAUUUCACAUGAACACUUUACCAAAGAACACACUGCAUGUAAAGACUUACAAUCUCAGUACCAGCAAGUAAAGCCUUGUUUCUCUACUCACCGGAGUUGGGUGCUGGUGUGAACAACUGACCUCCUGGUGUCUAUUUUACUCUGUAUAAGAGCCAUAUGUAAUGUACUGUAACAAAGGAGCUUAUUACCAUUGCGUCUUUUAAUUAAAUGCUUUCAAACUUUG
Molecule: messenger RNA, 3082 nt
Organism: Myodes glareolus (Bank vole)
Lineage: Eukaryota; Metazoa; Chordata; Mammalia; Rodentia; Cricetidae
Gene: Mtmr2
Product: myotubularin related protein 2
Biological process (GO): phosphatidylinositol dephosphorylation
Cellular component (GO): cytoplasm; membrane
Molecular function (GO): phosphatidylinositol-3,5-bisphosphate 3-phosphatase activity; phosphatidylinositol-3-phosphate phosphatase activity
Source: RefSeq, a predicted model, not a curated record